Molecule: messenger RNA, 3255 nt
Organism: Cyprinus carpio (common carp)
Lineage: Eukaryota; Metazoa; Chordata; Actinopteri; Cypriniformes; Cyprinidae
Product: glutamine--fructose-6-phosphate aminotransferase [isomerizing] 2
Biological process (GO): carbohydrate derivative biosynthetic process; fructose 6-phosphate metabolic process; UDP-N-acetylglucosamine metabolic process
Molecular function (GO): L-glutamine:D-fructose-6-phosphate transaminase (isomerizing) activity; carbohydrate derivative binding
Source: RefSeq, a predicted model, not a curated record
UCAGAGGUGGAGCAGGUUCUGAGCUAUAAGCUCAGGCGUAUGUACGUAGUUCUUCCUCGAAGUCUUUGGAUCAUAUUGCGACUCGCUCCGCUCCGCUUUACCAGCAGACCCUCUAAACUACCUUAAGUUUGUAAGAAUACACUUGAACUAUGUGUGGAAUUUUCGCCUACCUGAAUUACAGAGUGCCACGGACGAGGAGGGAUAUCCUUCAGACCCUAAUAAAGGGACUUCAAAGACUGGAAUACAGGGGUUAUGACUCUGCAGGUGUUGCAGUCGAUGGCUCAGGGAAAGAUAAUGCUGUUAAUAUCAGCCUCUAUAAGAAGACAGGGAAGGUGAAAGCUCUUGAUGAAGAGAUCUACAAGAACAACUCCAUCGAUUUCGAGGCAGAACUGGACACACACUUUGGCAUUGCACACACUCGCUGGGCCACGCAUGGAGAGCCCAGUCCAGUCAACAGUCACCCUCACCGAUCCGACAAGAACAAUGAAUUUGUUGUCAUCCACAACGGCAUCAUCACAAAUUACAAGGAGCUGAAGAAGUACCUGGUUUCCAAAGGCUAUGAGUUUGAGUCGGACACAGACACAGAGGUCAUCCCUAAAUUGAUCAAGUAUCUCUAUGACAACCGCGAGAAUGAGUAUGUGUCCUUCUCCACCCUAGUGGAGCGCGUCAUCAAGCAGCUGGAAGGGGCAUUUGCUUUGGUUUUCAAAAGCAUUCAUUUCCCUGGAGUGGCAGUUGCCACCAGGAGGGGCAGCCCGCUGCUCAUCGGCGUGCGCAGUCAGUAUGAGCUUUCCACAGAGCAGAUCCCUGUCCAGUACAACUGUGGUGAUUCCAGGACAAAUGAGCAGGAAAAUAACUUACUGAACCGAAGGGGCAGCACCAAUGCCUUGCACUCAGUCGAUGACAGACUGGCAGUGGAGUUUUACUUAGCCUCUGAUGCUAGUGCCAUCAUUGAGCACACCAACAAGGUGAUUUAUCUGGAGGACGAUGAUGUCGCCGUGGUGAUGGAGGGGAAGUUGUAUGUGCACCGUAUUAAGCGUAAAGCAGGCGAAGACCCCGUCCGAGUCAUUCAGACCCUACAGAUGGAGCUCCAGCAGAUCAUGAAAGGUAACUUCAAGGCUUUCAUGCAGAAGGAGAUCUUUGAGCAGCCUGAAUCUGUCGUCAACACCAUGAGAGGCAGAAUCUGUUUUGACAGCAACACAGUUAUUCUUGGUGGCCUGUCUGACCAUCUGAAGGAGAUCAAGAGAUGCAGACGCUUGAUCUUGAUUGGCUGUGGAACCAGUUACCAUGCAGGGGUGGCAACACGUCAGAUCCUUGAAGAGUUGACUGAGCUUCCUGUUAUGGUUGAGUUGGCCAGUGAUUUCCUAGACCGCAUCACACCUGUUUUCAGAGAUGAUGUCUGUUUCUUCAUCAGCCAGUCGGGUGAGACGGCAGACACUCUGAUGGCAUUACGCUACUGUAAGCAGCGCGGGGCACUGACUGUGGGAGUCACCAACACUGUUGGCAGCUCCAUCUGCAGGGAGACCGACUGUGGAGUUCACAUCAAUGCUGGGCCUGAGGUUGGAGUUGCCAGCACUAAGGCCUACACUAGUCAGUUUGUGUCUCUGAUCAUGUUUGCUCUGAUGUUGAGUGAAGACAGGCUUUCAAUGCAGCCGAGAAGACUGGAGAUCAUCAACGGCCUCAAAAAACUGCCAGAGCUGAUCAAGGAAGUUCUGGCUCUUGAUGACCAAAUCAAAAGCAUUGCAGAUGAGCUCCACCAUCAGAGGUCUCUAUUAGUCAUGGGUCGAGGCUACAACUACUCCACCUGCCUAGAGGGGGCUCUGAAAAUUAAAGAGAUCACGUACAUGCACUCAGAGGGCAUUAUGGCUGGAGAGUUGAAGCACGGCCCAUUGGCGUUGAUUGACAAGCAUAUGCCUGUCAUCAUGGUCAUCAUGAGAGAUGCUUGCUACAAAAAGUGCCACAAUGCCUUGCAACAGGUCACAGCCAGACAGGGGCGCCCAAUCAUUCUAUGUUGCCAGGAUGACCCAGAGAUCAGUAAAUUGGCAUACAAGACCAUUGAACUGCCUCACACAGUGGACUGUCUGCAGGGCAUCAUCAGUGUCAUUCCACUGCAGCUUAUAUCCUUCCAUCUGGCUGUUCUCAGAGGAUAUGAUGUGGACUGCCCAAGAAACCUGGCCAAAUCUGUGACCGUAGAGUAACUCCUCCCAGGAAAUGUGAACUAAUCGAAGUAGAAGAGGAGAAUACUGACCACCAAAGUGCAAUUACCAGUGUGUGUGUUUACGUGUGUUUGCAUCUGUGUGAAUGUGGGAGUGUGGGUAUUUAUGAAUUCUGAACAAAUCCCUAAAGUCCAAGUGCCUCAACAUCCAAGUGCAAAUGAAGGGAACCCUAAACUGUGCCUUACACCCUUUCCUCUCAGCCCUUAAACAAUCCUGAAAGAUAACAACUAAGUCAAAAGUUUACCUCUGACAAAACCAAAGUGCAAUACAUUAAUCUGCACAAUUGAUCUGCGUGUCCAAGAAACUUGCCUACAAUCACAUGGACCAAAGAUCAUAGUUAUGUUGAGUGGGUAAGGAAGUGAUGUGUAGAUGUGGAAGUACAUGAUAGUGUAAGUAUGAAUUGUUUUUAAAAUGAAGUUCUAUUACAUAUUGUUUGGAAUGCUAGGAAACACUAUUUGUCAUUUUUGUUAUUACAUUGCACACAUUUCUAUGUACUACAGAAAAUUAUGCCAAAAAUUCAGCUGGAGCAAACAAGUGUUAAUCACAUGAACUUAGCAUUCAGUUAUCUUAUGGAAAAUAUAAUAUAAAUAACUGGGUUCCACUGGAAAUUUUACUGUACUGUUAGAGUUUACUUUGACUGUGAAGCACUCAAUGUUGGAACAAUCAUUGUGUUAUUAGACAUGCUUUUAAAUUUUUUUUUUUUUUUAAUGUAUGAUUUCAGUGAUUGAUUUUUGUAAUCUAUAUAUUUUGUGCCGAAAUGAGAUUUCAAACCCUCAGCAUAACUUUUUUUUUUUUUUUUUUUUUUUUUUUUUUUCUUACUGGGACAAAAUUCUUUGUGACUUUUCCUGGUAGGUUUAAACAUAAUUUCCCUGGUACGCAUUUCCCUGGUAUAGUUGUCAUAUACAUCCUUUAAAAUCAGUUUUAAAAUCAUAUUUUUAAAGUUAUGGGUUGAGGGUUAAAGCAUGAAGAGCAGCUAUGAAUAAAAAAAUUGCUUUAUAGUUCUUAAUAAUUGCUAGUAAAUAAAAUAAAGUACAACCGGCAA